Molecule: messenger RNA, 2419 nt
Organism: Amaranthus tricolor (Joseph's coat)
Lineage: Eukaryota; Viridiplantae; Streptophyta; Magnoliopsida; Caryophyllales; Amaranthaceae
Exons: 10
Coding region: 358-2028 (556 amino acids)
Source: RefSeq, a predicted model, not a curated record
UUAUUUUAUCUUCUUUCAAAUUCAUAACAUAACAAACAAACAAAAAUUUUUAUUUUCAAAAUUCCAAUUUAACUUUAGCCAUCGAGGGAAGUCACCGGAUUUAGGACUCAGGAUUCAGGAGUGACCAUGAUUCUACUAUGAUUCUACACACUUAACACUUGCUACUGCUAAUCAUGCUUCAUGCACUUCUUAUUCUCAUUGCCUCUUACCAUCAGCUUCUGCAACUAUACCCACCAUUUUCUACUUUAAAUCAACCUUUUUUGUUCUUUAAUGUCUGCCAUUUCUGAGCUUCUAGAUUGAGAAAUGAAACAUGAAACAAAACCCAUUUCUACAUUGGAUUUAUACUUCAGAUGAAGCAUGAUCAAUUUUCAAUCAAGACUAAAUCUCUUAUCACCAUUCAGUCUUCACAACCCUAAAAUGAAAAAAAGGCAUAAGCUAGAUAUGCUAAGGAGUAAAUCCAUGGAAGCUCAUAAACCAACCUUAACUCGACGAAUUUCGAGUAAGGAGAGGAAAUUGGCUUUACUCCAAGAUGUUGAUAGAUUAAAGAAGAAGCUGAGACAUGAGGAAAAUGUUCAUAGGGCUCUUGAACGGGCGUUUACUAGACCUCUAGGGACUCUUCCUCGCCUCCCCCCAUACCUUCCACCCUAUAUCUUAGAACUUUUGGCUGAAGUUGCGGUUUUGGAGGAAGAGGUUGUUAGGCUGGAAGAACAAGUUGUACGUUUCAGGAAAGGUUUGUAUGAAGAAGCUGUAAAUAAUUCAUCCUCGAAUAAGAAUAUGGAAGCGACAAACCGAUCAAAUGACUCCAAAGAAUCAACAAAUGUAGUUCUUGCUGUAACCAAUUGCAUCAGUUCCGCAGAUUUAGAUGAUAGAAGAAAUAAAGAUUGCAUGAAAAACAAACCAAAAUCUCCAAAACCAAAGUCGCCUAUCGUGAGAACUCCCACUAAGAGGUUUUCCUUUGAAAAAAAAACAUCAGAGAAGCCCAUCGAGCGACAGAAAUCGCAGCUCGAUUGCAGAACUGACAGCCAAGACAACGCGGAUGCUAUAUCUUCUGUUUGUCAAAAUGAAAGGGCAUCGGGAGAUGAGAACCCAAAUUGGAUAUCCGAGAACAUUUUGAAUUGCUUAAUGAGCAUUUUGUCGCGAAUGAGUGUAUCAAGUAACAGGUUAAGUACCGAAAAAUUCCCUUCCUUAGUCAGACUAUCGGCUCAAGAAUCUGAUAAAGGAAAUGAGCUUCAAGAUCCCUACGAUAUUUGGCCUAAGGUUGGGAAAAGAGAUAUUGGUCCGUACAAGCAUUUGUGCGAGAUUGAUGCCCAAUCGAUCAGUGCAGAAAGAAAACCGAACUAUGUGUUCUUAAAUCGUCGACUAAGAAUACUUAUUACAAAACUCGCCUCUGUCAAACUUCAAAGACUCACUCACCAAGAAAAGCUUGCUUUCUGGAUUAAUGUCUACAAUUCUUGCAUGAUGAAUGCAUAUCUCGAACAUGGAAUCCCCGAAAAUCCAGAGGCAGUAGUUCAAUUGAUGCAGAAGGCAACAAUCAAUGUUGCGGGACACAUGCUAAAUGCUAUAACAAUCGAACAUUUUAUUCUGCGGUUACCUUACCAUUAUAAAUAUACAUUCUCAAACGGAUUUAAAAAGGAUGAGAUGGUUGCACGAAGCAUGUUUGGGUUGGAGUUAUCUGAACCCAUGGUUACUUUUGCACUCUCCUGCGGAAGCUGGUCAUCUCCUGCUGUGAGAAUCUACACAGCUGAUCAAGUUGAAAAUCAGCUAGAAGUCGCGAAAAAGGAUUACUUACAGGCAGCCGUUGGCAUUUCAAGAUAUAAUGAACUAAUUAUACCGAAACUUUUGGAUUGGUAUUUACUCGACUUUGCAAAAGAUUUGGAAUCAUUGCUGGACUGGAUUUGCCUUCAACUCCCCAAAGUUCUUAGAAAUGAUGCUAUGAAAUGCUAUGAGAGAGCUAAAGUUGAGCCUCUUUCUAAAAUUGUCCAUAUUAGGCCCUAUGAUUUCAGUUUCAGGUAUCUAUUACACAGAUGAAAUUGAUUAAUUUGGGCUUUACACAAAAUUCACAUAAAAGGAGAGUUAAUUGGAUACAAACCCGAUGAGGUACCAUCCUAAAACUGAGGGGUAAUACGAGGAAUGGCCCAUCAAGCUUAUAUAUUAGUCAACCUCUCUCUAAUACUUCGAUGUGGGAUCACAUAUGGGUUGUUUUCCAAUAGAUUCAAUCCCACUUUCCACGUUUCGAGUUUUCCUUCUUUAUGUUUUACUUUUUUGUGUUCGACUUGGGUUUUUGGGAUUCCGACUGGAUUUGGUUUUAUUGUGUAUACUUCUAUAGAUGUAUUAUCUUUGUAAUUGUAUCAUAGUUCUUGCCUUGGACACAUCUGUAUAAAUAUUCAAGAGGAAGUAUGACUGUUGUUUUUUGAAUGAU